UUAUGAGUUCUUUGUCAUAUUCAGAGCUUUUGCUAUGCAAUUUUAUUCAUUGUUACCAUUUACAUGAACACAAGUCCAAUCUCAAAUAAAUAUUACAGGAUCAGUGUAACUAAUUUUCACUGAAAAGAAACUAACUACUUUUCCUUUAGAGUUGGUAAGAUUUAUCUCAAUUCUCAACUCAUUCAACUAAAACAUGCGACUCUCAAUAAUCUCACCUCUACUUCAUGUUUUAAUCGUCUUUUCACAGGUCACAACAAUAUCUUAAAACAUAAACUUAAAAUGUCAUUUUGACCAAAAUAUUGUUAAAAAUGUGAUAAGUUAAAGCAGCAAUUUAUUAAUACCAUAUAUAACAUCUCCCAAAUAUCUUCUUACACAUUGCUAUCAUUUUAUUUAUGGAAAAGUUUCCUAAUGAUCAAAUUUGAUUUUGAGCAAAGCUAUCAAUUAUAAAUUGAAGAAAUAUUCCUUGGAAAUGUAAAUAUUCUGCGUUUACCAGUUCAUGGCGGCCACAAACCUCGAGAAUUCGUCAAAACAUGUUUGUUCUCUAAUUUUUCCAACGACUUUCAAAAUAUAUAUGCUUAGUCAUGCAUUUAAUAAUAACAAAUCAUUGAUCUUACACCAAUAAGGUUUUCGUCGUUACCCACUCCCCCCCCUCUUUCUUUCAUUACAAAACACAGCAACACAUCAAUCAUACCAUAUGAUCAUUGCACCAUCUCUCUAAGAUUUUUAUUACAUCGAUCUAAGAUUUCUAUUUUCUUCUUAUUUCCAUUUUGGUGUGUUCAGAAAAAAAAAUCAACAAUGGGAGCGUACAAAUCCGACGACGACUACGAUUAUCUCUUUAAACUAGUCUUGAUCGGAGAUUCCGGAGUCGGAAAAUCCAACCUGUUGUCUCGGUUCACCAGAAAUGAAUUCAGUAUCGAGUCAAAGUCUACCAUCGGUGUCGAGUUCGCUACAAGAAGCGUUCAUGUCGACGAGAAAACCAUCAAAGCUCAGCUUUGGGACACCGCCGGUCAAGAAAGAUAUAGAGCAAUCACGAGUGCAUACUACAGAGGAGCAGUAGGUGCUCUUCUAGUGUACGACAUAACUCGACACGUAACGUUCGAGAACGUUGAACGAUGGCUCAAGGAGCUUCGUGACCAUACCGAUGCCAGCGUCGUGAUCAUGCUUGUUGGAAACAAAGCUGAUCUUCGUCACCUUCGUGCUGUUCCCACGGAAGAGGCUAGAUCUUUCUCUGAGAGAGAGAAUAUGUUCUUUAUGGAAACUUCUGCUCUUGAUGCUACAAAUGUUGAGCAAGCUUUCACUCAUGUCUUGACUCAGAUCUAUCGUGUAAUGAGCCGUAAAGCUCUUGAUGGCACUGGAGAUCCAACAUCGUUGCCUAAAGGACAGACCAUUGAUAUUGGAAACAAGGAUGAUGUUACUGCUGUUAAGUCCUCUGGUUGUUGCUCAAGUUGAAAUCAUUGUUUUUGUUUUUGUGUACUUCUUUUGGAGAGAGGUUUUGGUUCCUGGAUUUGUUGUAUCUGAAUUUAUAAUUUUGAGAGGGGGUGUGGUUUAAGGUUGGUUUUACAACACAACCCGCGAAUUUGUAGCGAAUUGAACAAGAGAUGGUCCGGUUAAAAA
Brassica napus (rape) is the source of this 1614-nucleotide messenger RNA. Its product is annotated as ras-related protein RABA1e. NCBI's taxonomy places the organism in Eukaryota, Viridiplantae, Streptophyta, Magnoliopsida, Brassicales, Brassicaceae. The record is from RefSeq and is a predicted model, not a curated record. The coding region runs from base 796 to 1449 and encodes 217 amino acids. Gene Ontology annotation, molecular function: GTPase activity; GTP binding. Gene Ontology annotation, cellular component: endosome. The transcript is spliced from 2 exons.